This is a messenger RNA of Aureobasidium namibiae CBS 147.97, 963 nucleotides long. Its product is annotated as histone-fold-containing protein. Bases 1 to 963 code for a protein of 320 amino acids. Lineage: Eukaryota; Fungi; Ascomycota; Dothideomycetes; Dothideales; Saccotheciaceae. The record is from RefSeq and is a predicted model, not a curated record. Gene Ontology annotation, molecular function: DNA-binding transcription activator activity, RNA polymerase II-specific; protein heterodimerization activity; DNA binding. Gene Ontology annotation, biological process: regulation of DNA-templated transcription. Gene Ontology annotation, cellular component: CCAAT-binding factor complex; nucleus. The transcript is spliced from 5 exons.
AUGUCGAAUCCGGGUUACAACGCGUUGCAGAGCUCUGGCUCCAACGCACCUCCACCUAGACGCUAUGAUGGUAGUGACGGCGGUUCCAAAUAUGAAACCAUGCAUGGAGGACACUAUGGUGCCAGCUCUGCUAUUGCAGCGCGCGGUGACGCACCUCCACCAGAGACAUUUACUGGACAAUGGUCGAACGUAUCCCAGGGACUUUCCGGCAACUACAGGGACAUCUUGAACACAUACUGGCAGAAUCAGGUCACGAAGCUCGAGACGGACGAACACGACUACAAGAUCCACCAACUACCACUUGCUCGUAUCAAGAAGGUCAUGAAGGCGGACCCCGAAGUCAAGAUGAUCUCGGCCGAAGCACCCAUACUGUUCGCAAAGGGUUGCGACAUCUUCAUCACAGAGCUGACCAUGCGCGCAUGGAUCCACGCAGAGGAGAACAAGAGACGCACUUUACAACGCAGCGACAUAGCUAGUGCCUUGGCCAAAAGCGACAUGUUUGACUUCCUCAUCGACAUUGUGCCUCGCGAAGACGCCACUCCUCAACACAAGCGCAGACAGGAUUUCCCACCGGGCAGCUUCCCAGGCCAGGACGCACAGAUUGCUACUGCUGGACCUUCUAUGCAGGCUCCGCCCGCAGCAGCACAGCUUCAGAGUCAGGAACAGGCACAGCAGCACAUGCAGCCCACAGACUAUGGUGCCAUGGGCCAGCACGUGGCACAAGAGCCCUACCAGACGCAGACGGGCAUGUAUCCUCCUGCACCACCGGCCGGCUACGCACAGCCUCACAGUUUCGACCCUAACAUGUAUGCUGGCGGCUAUAGUAUGUUGCAGCAACCCCAAAUGUAUCCACCACAGGGACCUAGAAUGUCAGACCCUUCAAUGAGCGGAAACGACGGCCAGCACCAUUAUCGUGCACCUGAGGACGAUGCAGAGGGCGAGAGAGACCAGUACGAGGUAUAG